Messenger RNA from Diospyros lotus (date-plum), 923 nucleotides. RefSeq names its product probable serine/threonine-protein kinase PBL3. The transcript has 5 exons. Gene Ontology annotation, molecular function: ATP binding; protein kinase activity. Gene Ontology annotation, biological process: protein phosphorylation. Bases 1 to 807 code for a protein of 268 amino acids. Lineage: Eukaryota; Viridiplantae; Streptophyta; Magnoliopsida; Ericales; Ebenaceae. The record is from RefSeq and is a predicted model, not a curated record.
AUGGGCAACUGCUUUAACGCGAAAGCCCCUCCAGAAGUUGGCGACUUCGCCAACUCCAAGCCCCACUCUGAGGGGACAAAAAUUUCACCCAGCCCUCCACUUCUGACUAUCCAUAUACCCAGUAAAAAGAGUAGAACUGGGAUACUGCCAACUCCAAGAUCUGAGGAUGAGAUAUUGUCAUCACCCAAUGUGAAAGCAAUACCUUUUGGUGAGCUUAAGAAUGCUACUAGGGACUUCCAGGAUGAAAAUCUUAUUGGAGAAGGAGGUUUUGGGUAUGCUUAUAAAGGAUGGCUUGAUGAACAGACUCUUACAGCUGUAAGGCCUGGAUACGAAACUAUUGUUGCUGUCAAGAUGCUCAAACACCAAGGCUUCCAAGGCCAUAAAGAGUGGCUGUCAGAAGUCAAUUAUCUUGGCCAACUUCAUCAUCCAAAUCUGGUCAAACUUAUUGGCUACUGCCUGGAAGGUGAUGACCGGCUAUUAGUCUAUGAAUUAAUGCCCAAUGGCAGCUUGGAGAAUCAUCUAUUUGGAAGGAGUUCACUACCUCUUUCAUGGGAAACAAGGGUUAAGAUUGCCAUAGGUGCGGCUAGAGGGCUCACUUUUCUCCACAGCAACGAAUCCCCAAUCAUAUUCCGUGAUUUUAAAGCUUCUAAUAUCCUGCUAGAUUUGGAGUUCAAUGCCAAACUUUCAGACUUUGGAUUGGCAAAGGCUGGCCCAACUGGGGAUCAGACUCAUGUAUCCACUCGUGUCAUGGGCACUCAUGGCUAUACUGCCCCUGAGUACCUUACUACAGGUUUAUCUCAUGGCUAGCAUUUUGUUGGUACAUUUUGUAAAGCUAUUAACCCUGUUGCUUCCCAGUUUCAAAGACUUGUCUGAAUUUUGAUCCUUUGCCAUGCAUUUCCAUUGACUCAUUAACCCUGUUGUUU